Messenger RNA from Oncorhynchus keta (chum salmon), 7923 nucleotides. RefSeq names its product catenin (cadherin-associated protein), delta 2a (gene ctnnd2a). The record is from RefSeq and is a predicted model, not a curated record. Gene Ontology annotation, molecular function: cadherin binding. The transcript has 25 exons. Gene Ontology annotation, biological process: cell-cell adhesion; dendritic spine morphogenesis; cell-cell junction assembly. Bases 267 to 4052 code for a protein of 1261 amino acids. NCBI's taxonomy places the organism in Eukaryota, Metazoa, Chordata, Actinopteri, Salmoniformes, Salmonidae. Gene Ontology annotation, cellular component: cytoplasm; plasma membrane; nucleus.
UGUUCCAGUGCGCAGCAGUACUUCGCUCCAGUCUUUUGCUUUGUAGCCUACCACCGCUUCGCCGCCUCCUCUUUUUCUCCUCUCCCCGCCUAUGCCUGUCCCGGCAAGCAUCCAGCGAAUGUUCGGUCCACCCCCAGACCCCCUACAGGGAACAGUGAGAGAGCGGUUCCGUUCUGAGCACACAGCAUACUAUUGAAAGCUGCCAAGGGAAGACGUGGAUAAUAAGUGUCGUUGUUGACGUAACCCAGGAUUUUUUUUUCGGAGGUAUGCCUGUGCCAGACCAGCCAUCAGAGCAGGAGAAGGGAGCCAGUCUGCUGAGUCCAGGUCUACCGUCAUCUAACGGAGAUGGAUCAGACGGGACGGAGACCACCUCCGCUAUCCUGGCCUCCGUCAAAGAACAGGAGCUGCAGUUUGAGAGACUGACCCGUGAGCUGGAGGCAGAAAGACAGAUUGUAGCCACCCAGUUGGAGAGAUGCAAGCUGGGCUCUGAGACUGGUGGAAGUAUGAGCAGCAUCAGUUCGGCAGAUGAGCAGUUUCGCUGGAACAUCCAAGCUGAUGGCCAGAAGGACAUAGAGGAUGAGCUGACCACAGGACUGGAGCUGGUCGACUCCUGCAUCAGAUCCCUGCAGGAGUCUGGAAUACUGGACCCUCAUCAAUACAACACAGGAGAACCUCUUCUUUCCCAGAGUUCUUUGCAGCUCAACUCCACCCCAGAGGCUUCGCUCCAGUACUCCGCCAGCUACCAUAGCAACCAGACCCUCGCCCUUAGCGACAGUGCUGCAGCGGCAACCCCACAGCGCAGUGGACAGGUCGGAGGGGCCGUGCACAGCUACAACCAGGUGACAUCUAGUCGUGCGGCCCAGCAGCAGGCAGGGGGAGGGGGAGGUAGUGGUGGAGACUCCUUCUCUCAGAGCCAUGGCAGUGCCUUUCAUCUGCCUGAUGCACAGCUUCCUACAAUCGGUCAGUACUACUCCAGUUCCACCCUGCCUGCCCAGCGUGUGAGUUCCCCUCUGACUGGAGGGGGAUGUGGAGGGUCUGGUUCUCCCAGCAAGCUGCAGCGCCUGGGCUCAGCCUCAGACACACCGGGCUACGCUACCACCCAGCGCCUACCUUCCUCCUCCUCAUCCUCACCCAACAAACAGUCCCCAGCCAACCGACUCGCCAAGUCCUACAGCACCACUGGUGCCGUGACAACAACAGGGUCUCCGCUGAGGGUGGGCUCUCCACCCAACUCCAUAGCAACAGUUGCCGGGGGAGGGGCUAGCGCUUCAUCAUCCCCACUACACCUGAUGAGUUCGGGCAUAGGGAGCUACGCUACUCUGUCUCCUAAAAGACUGGCUGCUCACCACGCCUCCGACCAGUACAAGAUAUCCCAUGAGCUCUAUGCUACCGCUACGCUACAGAGGCCCGGCAGUCUGGCAGGUUCCAGGGGUUCCUACAGUAAUCAGCACAGUCACUGUGGUCCAGACCUGCGUCCCCUGGGAUCCCCAGACCACCACAAAGAGCCCAUCUAUGAGGACAGAGUCAACCACUACCACAAAGGACCUAUGAGGGGACUGGGAAACAACACUGCCCCAUCCUCCCCCGGUGUCGACUCCGCCUCUUUACAGCGAGCAGGCAGCCACAGCGCCGGCGGAAGCAGCCACAGCGCCGGAGGAAGCAGCCACAGCGCCGGAGGAAGUUAUGGUCGUGGGGGUGCCAAUAACUACACUACAGUGGGCCCAGGCUAUACAGCAGAGGCCUAUGCUACAGACCCCUACACUGCAGAUCCCUACCGUACACUACAGUACUGCCCAUCUGUAGAGUCUCCUUACAGCAAAUCUGGACCAGCCAUGCCACCUGAGGGCACACUGGCGAGAUCACCAUCUAUAGACUCCAUACAGAAAGACCCGAGGGAGUUUGGAUGGAGGGAUCCAGAGUUACCUGAGGUGAUUCAGAUGCUGCAGCACCAGUUCCCUUCAGUCCAGUCCAACGCUGCAGCCUACCUCCAACACCUCUGCUUCGGAGACAACAAUAUCAAAUCAGAGAUUCGUCGUCAGGGUGGGAUCCAGCUGCUGGUAGACCUGUUGGACCACCGUAUGAGUGAGGUCCACCGCAGUGCCUGUGGAGCCUUGAGGAACCUGGUCUACGGCAAGGCCAACGACGACAACAAGAUCACCCUGAAGAACUUUGGGGGCAUACCUGCCCUCGUACGCCUGCUACGCAAGACGGGAGAUGUGGAGAUACGAGAACUGGUCACAGGUGUGUUGUGGAACCUGUCAUCGUGUGACGCCCUGAAGAUGCCAAUCAUCCAGGAUGCGUUGGCCGUUCUGACCAAUAGCGUCAUCAUCCCCCACUCUUCCUCCUGGGACUCCUCCCACAAUCUCCAUGACGACCGCAAGCAACACACACACACCUCCCAGGUGCUCCGCAAUGCCACCGGCUGCCUCAGAAAUGUGAGUUCUGCUGGAGAGGAGGCCAGGAGGAGGAUGAGAGAGUGUGACGGACUGACAGACUCCCUCCUCUACAUCAUACAGACCGCUCUGGGCAGCAACGACAUCGACAGCAAGACCAUAGAAAACUGUGUGUGUAUACUGCGUAACCUGUCCUACCGACUGGCAGCGGAGACGUCUCAGGGCCAGCAGCUGGGUUCAGAAGAGCUGGACGGUCUGCUGUGUGACGCCAACGGACGUGACGGAGAGACCUCAGGCUGCUGGGGCAAGAAGAAGAAGAAGAAGAAGGGACAGGACCAGUGGGAUGGUGUAGGCCCUCUCCAAGACUCAGCUGACCCUCCUAAAGGGGUACAGAUGUUAUGGCACCCGUCCAUAGUGAAGCCCUACCUCACCCUGCUUUCAGAGUGCUCCAACCCUGAUACACUGGAGGGAGCGGCUGGAGCCCUGCAGAACCUGGCUGCAGGCAGCUGGAAGUGGUCUGUGUAUAUCCGGGCUGCGGUGCGUAAAGAGAAAGGCCUUCCUAUCCUGGUGGAGUUGUUGAGGAUAGACAAUGACCGUGUGGUGUGUGCCGUGGCCACCGCACUCAGGAAUAUGGCCCUGGACAUCAGAAACAAAGAACUGAUAGGUAAAUACGCCAUGCGUGACCUGGUCCACCGGUUACCUGGCAGUAGCAGCAACAGUACCGGGGGCAGUGGUGGGACUAGUGGAGGUACCGGGGGCCCGAUGGCACCCGGUAAGACCAUGUCAGACGAUACGAUAACGGCUAUCUGCUGCGCUCUGCAUGAGGUCAUCACUAAGAACAUGGAAAACGCCAAAGCACUGAGAGACGCUGGCGGGAUAGAGAAGCUCAUCGGCAUCGCUCGCAGCAAAGGAGACAAACACUCAGCCAAGGUGGUGAAGGCUGCAUCUCAGGUGCUCAGCAGUAUGUGGCAGUACAGAGACCUACGCAGCCUCUACAAGAAGGAUGGAUACUCUCAGUAUCACUUUGUUGGUUCUGCCUCUACGAUAGAGAGAGACAGACAGAGACCCUACUCCUCCUCUCGCACCCCGUCUGUGUCCCCUGUACGAACCUCACCCAACAACCGCUCAGUAAGCGCCCCGGCAUCUCCCAGAGAGAUGAUGAGUAUGAAGGAUCGCAAGCCUGAAAACGACUCCACGGCAACCAACGCAGGUUUCCACAGCAACAAAGGAGAGCACACAUCCCGGAAAGACGCCAUGGCAGUCCAAAUCUCCUGUGGAACAUCCACGUUGUUCCGGAACUCUUAUGUAACUGCUAAUGACGACAUUAAACACAACCAGAUCCCUCCUCAGCCCAUGACCAUAGCUCCGCAGGCAGACUGCUCCUCUACACCUAUAAAAGAAUACGACACUUUCCCUCCAUCCCUCCCUCCAUCCUUCCCUCCGCCGCAGAACCCUGGCCGCAUGCUGGAUGACUCCUUCUUCGUGCCUCCAGACCAGCCCCUCCCCCAGCCCCCAUCUCAGGCUGCCACUGACCUCCGGAUGCACCUGGGCCUCAAAUCCACCGGCAACUACGUGGACUUCUACUCUGCAUCCCGGCCCUACUCCGAACUCAACUACGAGACCAGCCACUACCCGGCCUCGCCUGACUCCUGGGUCUAGAGACAGGAGUCACAACUUAUCUCUGGUCCUGGAGAGACAUAGGCUUGUGCAGGCUUUUGCUCCAGCCUUGCAGUAACAACACCUGAUUCAAUUAAAGUGUUAUGAACAGUUGUUUUUAGGAUAUCAGGUUUAUUAGUGCUGGGCUGGAACAAAAGCCUCCAUGGUCCUGUAGCUCUCCCGGACUGGGAGUGAAAACACUGGUGUAGAGUAAGGUGGGAGUGGGAGGUUAAUAUUAGUUACUAACCGCAGCAGAGAUUGGGGGGGUAGAGGAGGGAGGUGCCAGGGGUUUGUUAGGGACUGAGGCGUGAAGAGAGACUGUGCAUGUGCAUGAAUACCACAAUACAUUUUCUUUCUGCCAGUUCAGUUUGUUCAAAGCUUGUUCCACUGGGAAAGGGAAUGUAUGGAUAUGUCAAAAGGGAGAGAAAGAAAGAGAGGGAGAUAGACAGAGGAAAGAGAGAGAGAGAGAGAAGGCCUUGACGGAAAGAGAGAGUGAAUGAUGACGGAGGGCUCUUACAUUGACCUUCAGGAAGGAGGAGAAGAGACGAGGUGUGGAGAAAUGGAGGAAAGGAAGAGUGGCGGUGAGGGUUCUUACAUUGACCUUCAGGAAGGAGAAGAGACGAGGUGUGGAGAAAUGGAGGAGAGGAUGAGUGGCGGUGAGGGUUCUUUGGCUAAUCGGGAUGAAAAGCGACAGAAUAGAGAAGGGAGAGAGGGAUGAGUGGAAUACACCAAGCUCAAGGCAAGAGUGGAUGUUUACAGGAAAAACUAAGGGAGCAGCUUUCCACCCAUUCAUUACAUUGACUUCUGACUUUCACCUUUCUAUGGAAUGUCCUCUAUUCAAGAAGACUCUUCCAGCCAUUUUAUUUUCACAUAUUUUUUAUUUGUAUUUUUUAAAGUUGUGGAUGUAUAGCAUUUUUGGUGUACAGUACAGUGACAGUUGAGAGACUUGUGUGGUAUUGUGUAUAUUACACGAGUCACUAGCGACCGACCACUGCAUAUUGUUAGUCUGUAACAGGAGAGGCUGAGAAGAAAACACACACCAUUUGGAACAAUGUCUAACAAUGAUCACUGUCUCCUUCCCCACACCACAUCUGUUUGAACAGCCAGUGGUUGACUAGCAGUAUUGUCUGUUCUCUGAUCACGAAAAAUGUCUGUCCAAAGCAGUUCAAGACCGACUACAACACCGAUGACAUCAUUCCACACUCCAUCUUGACAGACUGCUUUUUCACUGCCUAAACAAUUAGAUGUAGAUAUUUGAAAUAUACGUUUCUUGUUUCUCCGUUUCCACACUCUGAUAUUUUGUUUUGAAGAUACAGUAUUUAAAAGUUCUGAAUUAAAAUGGUUUUGUCAUCCACAGUUACAUGAUACAGUCUGUCCCGUGUACAAGAACCAACCUUCUGCUUUCUAAGACGUUCUACUAGGUUGUACAUACCACCACUGUACAUUAGAGAGAGAAGUGACAUUGUGCCAAACUUUGCCCUCUCUGGUUCCAGCCCUAGACUGGAGGAUGUAUGCGACUCUCAGUUGACGUUUGCAGACCAUGACCAGUCAUUCUCUCUCUUGUUUGUAACUGCGUUGGUUUUGAUGGGAGUAAGUUAUACACUACCUACAGAGGGGUAUCACUAUAGAAAGGGGUACGUACGUCUCCUUCUUAAAUGAACAGACCUGCCUAUGUUAGUUGAGCGUGUAUGUGUGUGCGUGUGUGUAUGUGUGCGCAUGUGCGCGUUCGGGUGUGUGUCUUGAUCACUGUCUGAAAGAAGAGGCAUCCCUCCAGAUAAGAGUCAGAUUUUACAAAACACAACCCAAAGCAAAAUUCACUUGUCUAACAUGUCUAUAGAGAAUGAAUGACAAAUCUAUAUAUACUGCCUUCAGAAAGUAUUCACACCCCUUGACUUAUUCCACAUUUUGUUGUUACAGCCUGAGUUCAAAAUGGAUGAAAUAUGUUUUUCUUCUCACUCAUCUACACACAAUACCCCAUAAUGUUUGCAAAUGUGUUGAAAAUGAAAUACAGAAAUAUCUCACAACUUUGGCAGCGAUUGGGAGUCUUUCUGGGUAAGUCUAAGAGCUUUACACACCUGGAUUGUGCAACAUUAUACCCAUUAUUUUUGAAAUUCUUCAAGCCCUGUGUUUUCAAGUCUGCCAUAGAUAAUUUAUUUGUAUUUAUUUUUUCCACCCUUUUUCUCCCCAAUUACAAUCUUGUUUCAUCGCUGCAACUCCCCAAUGGGCUCUGAAAAGGGGAAGGUUGAGUCAUGUGUCCUCCGUAACAUGACCCGCCAAACUGCGCUCCUUAACACCCGCCCACUUAACCCGGAAGCCAGCUGCACCAAUGUGUCAGAGGAAACACUGUUCAACUGACGAUUGAGGUCAGCUGGCAGGUGCCCUGCCUGCCACAAAGCGUCGCUAGAGCGUGAUGAACCAAGUAAAUGAACCAAUGGAGCAUGGUACUCAGUAAUGUAUUGUAUUGAAUUUGCCCCAAACAUAACACCUUGUAUUCAGGACAAACGGUUAAAUGCUUUGCCAUAUUUUUUUGCAGUAUUACUUUAGUGCCUUGUUGCAAACAGGAUGUAUGUUUUGGAAUAUUUUUAUUGUAAACAGGCUUCCUUCUUUUCACUCUGUUAAGUAGGUUAGUAUUGUGGAGUAACUACAAUGUUGUUGAUCCAUCCUCAGUUUUCUCCUAUCACAGCCAUUAAACCCUCUACUGUUUUAACUUCACCAUUGGCCUCAUGGUGAAAUCCCUGAGCGGUUUCCUUCCUCUCCGGCAGCUGAGUUAGGAAGGAUUUUAGGAAGGAUUCAAUGUGUUUUUAAAAAAAAACAUAUUUAACCCUUCUUCGCGAGGCAUUGGAAAAUGUCCCUGGUCUUUGUGGUUGAAUAUGUGUUUGAAAUUCACUGCUCGACUGAGGGACCUUAUAGAUAACUGUAUCUGUGGGGUACAGAGAUGAGGUAGUCAUUCAAAAAUCAUGUUAAACACUAUUAUUGCAUACAGAGGGAGUCCAUGCAACUUAUUGUGACUUGUUAAGUACAGUUUUACUUUUGAACUUAUUUAGGCUUGCCAUAACAAAGAGGUUGAAUACAGUGGAGGCUGCUGAAUGGAGGACGGCUCAUAAUAAUGGCUGGAACGGCACUAUUGGAAUGACAUCAAACACAUAGAAACCAUGUGUUUGAUACCAUUCCACUUAUACCACAACAGCUAUUACCACAAGCCCAUCCUCUCCAAUUAAGCUGCCACCAACCUCCUGUGGUUGAAUACUUAUUACUCAAGACAUUUAAGCUUUCAUGUUUUAUUAAUUUGUAAAAAAAUAAAAUAAUUGAAAAACAUCAUUCCACAUUAUGGGGUAGUGUGUGUAGGCCAGUGACACAAAAACAACAAUUUAAUCAAAAGUCAAGGGGUGUGAAUACUUUCUGAAGGCACUGCAUAUAUAUAUAUAUACAAGGUAUCAAACACAUGGUUUAUGUGUGUUUGAUGUCAUUCCAUAUACGUAUAUAUAUAUAUAUAUACUUUUUAUGUGCAGGUGUUGGUGUCACUAAAAGCAACAAUGUUUUAUGGAGAAAAACAAACCUGUACAAUAUGACUCUGUUCACGUGACUGUACUGAUGAUGACGAUGAUGAUGAUGAUGAAGUUUGAACCCCCUGUUGAGAAGACAGCUCGGUUCCAAUAUUCACACCAGCAUACUAGUUAUUUGGCCAUACAUUCUAAGCAGUACGCUAGAGUAGAUAUUGGAACGUAGCAGAACCAACAGAACCUAGCUGAUGAUAGUGAUGAUGUUGACACUAUGGUGCGCGUUGUGAUGUCGUGUGUCCUGGCUUAUUAGAAGACCUUACUGAGUGUGGAUGCUACCUUUAACACCAGGUAAAUAAAAGACUCUUUGCAAUCUA